UUGGAUAUAAAGCCGUUAAAGAACCAGAGGCCAGGCACCCUUUCCCCGCAGGUUCUCUAAUAAUGGCUUCUGCAACUUCGACACUAGUCUCUCCUUCUUCUCUCUUCGAUUCGACUAUUCGUAGCGGGUCGAGAUGCUCUGUAUCUCCUGCGUCUGCUUUUGCAUCUCUGACGAACAAGAAACCAGUUUCUUAUCUUCGCCUCCAUGAGAGGAGCUUUCCUUGUUCCCUGAGAGGAACAGGUAUAGGCGCAGGAAGUAUAACGACACCUCGGAGAGGACUUAGGGGCGUGACCUGUUCUGCAUCGUCUUCUCUUCCGUCGGCUCUCCUCUUUGAUUGUGAUGGAGUGCUCGUCGAUACGGAGAAGGAUGGUCACCGUGUUUCUUUCAAUGACACUUUCGCUGAAAGGGAAUUGGGUGUUGUCUGGGAUGUUGAUUUGUAUGGCGAAUUGCUCAAAAUUGGAGGCGGAAAAGAGAGGAUGACAACCUACUUUAACAAGACGGGUUGGCCAGAAAAAGCUCCAAAGAGUGAAGAAGAAAGAAAAGAAUUUAUUGCUUCACUGCACAAGAGGAAGACGGAAUUAUUUAUGGCUCUUAUUGAGAAGAAGUUGCUUCCCCUUCGGCCUGGAGUUGCAAAGUUAGUUGACCAAGCUUUGACAAAUGGGGUCAAAGUUGCUGUAUGCAGUACUUCAAAUGAGAAGGCGGUCUCUGCUGUCGUUUCCUGCUUGUUGGGUCCUCAUCGGGCAGAGAAGAUUGAUAUAUUUGCAGGAGAUGUGGUUCAUCGGAAGAAGCCUGAUCCAGCAAUCUACCAAUUAGCAGCCACUACACUGGGUGUGGAACCAUCAAGUUGUGUUGUGGUAGAGGACAGUGCCAUAGGUCUUGCAGCUGCCAAAGCUGCUGGAAUGAAGUGCAUAGUAACAAAGAGCGGUUAUACAGCUGAUGAGGACUUCUUGAAUGCGGAUGCUGUCUUCGAUUGCAUUGGGGAUCCUCCUGAGGAGCGUUUUGACUUGACAUUCUGUGGAAGCUUGCUAGAGAAGCAGUAUGUGAGCUAGCACAGAUAAGAUACAAAACAUUUCCUGGUUGCUUUGGUGAUUGAUUUCUUGUUCUUGUAGUGUUUGUAAGAUUUCCUGAAUAAGAAAUGUGCAAAAUGCCAAUUGGAGAAUA
This is a messenger RNA of Macadamia integrifolia, 1161 nucleotides long. Its product is annotated as CBBY-like protein. The transcript is spliced from 8 exons. The record is from RefSeq and is a predicted model, not a curated record. Gene Ontology annotation, molecular function: hydrolase activity. NCBI's taxonomy places the organism in Eukaryota, Viridiplantae, Streptophyta, Magnoliopsida, Proteales, Proteaceae. The coding region runs from base 63 to 1049 and encodes 328 amino acids.